Punica granatum (pomegranate) is the source of this 1851-nucleotide messenger RNA. Lineage: Eukaryota; Viridiplantae; Streptophyta; Magnoliopsida; Myrtales; Lythraceae. The record is from RefSeq and is a predicted model, not a curated record.
AAAGAAAAUGGCCCCGUGCCCUAGAUCCUUGUAUCGUCCUCCUAACGUAUCACAUCAUCUGCCGCCGCCCCACCGACUCCUGCCCAUUCGACCUCACCAGGUCCUCCCCGUCGCCGACUCCUACCAGUUGCCAUCUCUCCCCGUCGCCGGUUCUGUUCUUCGCCGCCUCCUGGCCAAGACCGGCUCCUGCCCCCUCCCCGCCUCCUAGCGGUCGCUGCCUCCUGCCCAUUUCAGAUGCCGCGCACGAUGAAGGUGGAGAGCCCCGGGUGCCCUCCGCUCAGAGCCCUGACCUUCGACGAACUUGGUCUAAUUAAAGUCGUCGAAGCUAGAGGAGGGAGUCAUGGAAGCGAUCCUAAAGUGGUUGAACGGUGGGGCGAGCCAGAGCCUUCAAGAUGUGUCCUUGCUGCUUCUAUUGAUGACCGGAAGUCUAAUCCGUUGUUGGCAGUUGCCAGGAAAUGUGGUACGGUUGAGAUUCUCAAUCCUCUUAAGGGCGAUGUCCGUGCGGCAAUUUCUGAUGUUGCUCAUGAUGGCGUUAAACCUGAAGAUGAUCCCAUUGUCGGGUUGCAUCUCUUCAAAAGUGAGGGAUCAGAUAGAACAUCGGGGUCAUGCAUUGUCUUAACGUGUACUACCAAAGGGAAUGCUCGUAUAAGACACUGUGCCUUUUCCAGUUCACCUGAUGAUUCUGCCUCUACUGACACUGCCACUUUAUGGAAGGUCUGUGGUGCUGGAAAUGUACUCUGUUCUAAAGUUGAUGCUAGUGAAAGUUAUGCCGUAUUUGGAGGGAAAGGAGUUGAAGUUAAUGUUUGGGAUAUUCGCAAGGGUACCAAGAUCUGGAAUGCUAAACCUCCUCCUAAAAACAACCUUGGUAUUUUUACCCCAACAUGGUUUACCUCUGCAACAUUCCUGUGCAAAGAUGAUCAUCGCAAAAUUGUUGCUGGCACCAACAGCCAUCAGGUUCGCCUUUAUGAUAUUUCUGCUCAGCGAAGACCUGUCAUAUCGUUUGAUUUCCGGGAAACUGCUAUUAAAGCUGUGUGUGAAGAUUUGGAUGGUUAUACAGUAUAUUUGGGAAAUGGUACUGGGGAUCUUGCCUCUUUUGACAUGCGGACAGGAAAAAUGUUGGGAAGCUUUUUGGGAAAGUGUUCUGGUAGCAUUCGGUCAAUAGCUAGGCAUCCCAUGUUACCUGUGAUAGCGUCAUGUGGGCUCGAUAGCUAUUUACGGUUGUGGGACAUAAAGUCAAGGCAGCCCCUUUCUGCGGUUUUCCUUAAGCAGCAUCUUAAUGCUGUUGUCUUUGACUCCAAUUUUACUGAUGAAGAAGCAGCCAGCUUGAAACCUGAUCCUACUCAUGAAGCAGAGGACACAGUAGAAGAUGUACAAACUGGGGAUGUGGAGGCAGCAAAGCCCUUGAAGAAGAGGAAGAAGAAGGCUGCCAAGGAGGGCCGUAGAAAGGAGGGAGCCACGGCCAAAGAUAAUGGAGUGGACAAUUUGAAGAUGAAGAAGAAGAUGAAGAAGAAGAGGAGCGAAAUGGGUGAAGGCUUAAAUGAUCAACAAUGAGAAGAGUUAAUCCCAUUGAUGGAGGAGGCCAAUUUUUGUUGUCAAAGUAAAUUAAAUAUUGAGAAUAGACUUAUCCAAAAAAAAAAAAAAGGAGAGAAGGAAAAUAGGAAAAGUAUAAAAGAAAAAGGAAAAAGGUAUUAUUUCAAUUUGCACCACCUGGUAUCUUGAAGCCAUGAGUGUGGUGGUGUAUUUCAGUAUGUUAGAUUCCAUUCCACAGGAUGAUGGUUGGGAAUGCUGUGUCUCACCCCUCUCUUUCCUUCUUCGAUAGAUACAACUCUUAAGCAUUUGAGAUUCACUAAA